AUCGGACGGUAUCGUAUCGUACGCGAACAACAGAGUUUGGUUCAGACGUGCACACACGAUCGAUACAGAGUUUGGUACACUACAGUACCUACGGUACGUACCUUAUUUUGCCGUUCGCAUUCCAGUCGUGAUGACGCGAUUGAAACCWUCCCCCCUGCGAUGAAAACCMCCGUGCCACSAAGGGAACGUGCAGUACGUUGUACAAGUAGUUUGUUCGUUUGUGACUCAUCUUCAUCUCUCCCUCGAUGAUGGGUGUGCAAUCCCGAAAUACUUACUACUGUCACGAUCAGAGGACAAUCCCCGUCAUCCCUGACAAUGCUGACUCGCCCUGCGGUACGUCUCUUUUUUGACGACACCCCUUUUCUCGCUUCGGAUCGACACGACGCAUUAUUCCAAAACCGAAACCCGUCGAAAACAUUUGGUAGCCGAUGAACCAACUCCCACCGGCCGUCCCGAGAAAAAAGAUGAAAGCCGAAGAGGAAAAGAAAUCCGMCGAUGCCGCCGAUGCCGUGGUGAAACCUGUGGUCAGCAUCAAGAACCUCAACUUUGCCUACGAUCCGGAAAGCGGCAAGAAGAACAUCGUGGGGCUCGACUGCCGCAUCGAGCCCAACUCCCGGAUCAUUCUGGUCGGCGCCAACGGGGCCGGGAAAUCCACCCUCCUGCGGAUCCURACCGGCCAGAUUUUCAUGGGUCUGGAGAGCGACGAAUUCGACAUCAACGGCCGGAAGACCGCCAACGACCAGUCCAACGGCGUUGCCUACCUGGGGGGGACCUGGAAGCGCCGCCGGACGGGCUUUGAGGGCGUCUGUCCCUACACGAUGGACUGCGCCGCCUCCGAGAUGAUGGCCAAGUGGCAGGAAACCCACCUCGAGCGCCGGGACGAGCUGGUCCGCGUCCUGGGGAUCAACCUGAACUGGCGCAUGCACGAGUGCUCCGACGGCCAGCGGAAAAAGGUCCGGCUCAUGAUCAAGCUGCUGCGGCCCUUCCGGCUGUGCGUCAUCGACGAGUUCGCCGCCGACCUGGACAUCUUCAGCCGCAACCGSUUUUUCAAGUACCUGACCAARGAGUGCUUGGAGCGGGGGGCCUCGGUGGUGUACGCGACCCACAUCUUCGACCAGGCCGACGCCUGGGCGACGCACGUUGCCUUUAUGCAGCUCGACAAGACGCUGAGUCCCAUCCACAAGCUGAGCGAGUACGCGCCGUACCAGGAGAUCCUCGGGCGGGUCGGGAAAAAGCGCGCCUUUUGCCCCAUGUACGUCCUGGUGCUGGAGGAACUGGAGCGCCAGUACCGGUCCCAGACGGACGUCUUUGGCGAGGGCUGCUACGGCGGCGACAACGACGACGGAGACGACGACGACGACAACGUUUGCCUGAUGGACGUCAUCAUGGCGGAGCAGUCCAGGGAGCUGGCGGGGGACCGGUUCGAAAACGAGCGUGCCGGGGACCAGACCGGGUGGGUGUCCGGGCGGCUGACCCGCCAGCUGGCGGCCGCGGAGCAGAAGGUCCGGCGGGAAGAACGCUUCGAGAAGCGGAGGCUGGAGGAAGCCGCUGGGGCCACGGGCACGGGCACCACCACCCCGAGCUGAGUCGAGCCGAGCCGAAACGCAGCCGCCGAGCCGRCCCGCUGCUCCCCCGCGCAGCGCUGUUUCGGACGACGGAGGGGACGCUUCCCCCGGGGCCUCGGCCKAGACCCGGGUUGGCACGGCUGCGGUCCGGCGGGAUCUUUGCGCACGUACCGGAAGUGUUUGGUGUUGCUUCCAUCCAAUCGUUUGCUGUUGGUACGGAACAAAACACCAGGCAUGUUGGUCCUGAUGUCCGGGUGGAUGUCCCCACGUCCGAUGCCGAAAAAUAUACCAUUGCUUGACAGAGUGGUGCAGAGAUGGUUGUUCAUUUGUAYCCUAAACUACUACUAUAAAUUAAAAUAUUUGCA
Molecule: messenger RNA, 1930 nt
Organism: Pseudo-nitzschia multistriata
Lineage: Eukaryota; Bacillariophyta; Bacillariophyceae; Bacillariales; Bacillariaceae
Source: the annotation of a GenBank genome assembly